AAAAAGGUAUUUUUGGUAAACAAAAUUAAAAUAGAGUUUUGUAUCGGCAGAAGAUUUCUCCUUCUCUAAAACCUAGACUGGCGACAGGCGAAUCUGUGCUUCGCCUUGAAUCUGUAAAAAUCCGAAUAUGGUUCGAAGAUUAAAGAAGCCCAAAAACGCUAAGCGCAAGAAUAAGGAAGUGGAAGGAUUGUCGGAUUCAGUAGCAUCAAAAGUAUGGGAGGCAGGAAUAGACAAAUUGGAGGAAGGUGAAGAGCUUCAGUGUGACCCAUCUGCUUACAAUGCCCUUCAUGCCUUCCAUAUUGGAUGGCCAUGCAUGAGUUUUGAUGUGCUGCGGGACUCUCUUGGCAUGGUGCGAACUGAGUUUUCACAUACUGCAUACUGUGUAGCAGGAACACAAGCAGACAAAAGGGCUUCCAACUCUAUUGGAAUUUUUAAGUUAUCUAAUAUAUCUGGAAAAAGGCGGGACUUGGUGCCAACCAAGACUGGUGAUGAUGAUAAUAUGGACAGUGAAAGUAGUGACAGUGAUGAUGAUGAUAAUGAAGAAAAGGAAGUAGAAGCUGUUCUACAGCUACGCAAGGUGUUUCAUGAAGGAUGUGUUAAUCGUAUACGUGCUAUGACGCAAAACCCCCAUAUAGUUGCUUCUUGGAGUGAUACUGGUCAUGUUCAGGUCUGGGAUUUUAGCUCACAUUUAAAUGCAUUGGCAGAAGCAGAGAGUGAUCGUAGCCAAGGGGCUUCUGCAGUCUCUAAUCACUCACCUUUAUUUAAGUUUGGCGGACACAAAGAUGAGGGCUAUGCUAUAGAUUGGAGUCCUCAUGUACCAGGGAGGCUUGUUUCAGGGGACUGCAAGAAUAGUAUCCAUUUAUGGGAGCCAACUUCUGAUACAACAUGGAAUGUUGAAGAUUCUUUUAUUGGACACAGCGCAAGUGUUGAAGAUCUUCAGUGGAGCCCUGUAGAUCCUUGUGCGUUUGCCUCUUGCUCAGUUGAUGGAAGUAUUAAGAUAUGGGACACCCGAAAGAAAAGAUCUCCUACCGCAACUAUAAAGGCAUAUAAGACAGAUGUUAAUGUUAUAUCAUGGAACAGGGGAGCGAGCUGUAUGCUUGCAUCUGGGAGUGAUGACGGGGCUUUUUCUAUUCAAGAUCUUAGAGUCGUCAAGUGUGGUCUGAAUGAAGGAGGAGAGAGUGUCGUGGCAUACUUUGAAUAUCACAAACAUCCGAUCACUUCUAUUGAAUGGAGUCCUCACCAUGAAGCUGCCUCAACCAUUGCUGUUUCAUCAUCUGACAAUCAACUGACUAUCUGGGACCUUUCUUUGGAGAGAGAUGAGGAAGAGGAGGCUGAGUUCAAAGUCAAAAUGAAAGAGCAAGUCAAUGUCCCAACAGAUUUGCCCCCACAACUUCUCUUUAUCCAUCAGGGUCAGAAAGAUUUGAAAGAACUUCACUGGCAUCCUCAGAUCCCUGGAAUGGUUAUAUCCACAGCAGCAGAUGGAUUUAACAUACUAAUGCCAUCAAACAUUGAAAAUGUGCUUCCUGCUUGAUACUUGGUUGAUAAGAAAAUGAUGCAUGCUUGGUAGCUCAUUAUUUAGCUAUUCUUUCCUAUUUCGCAAGUGAUGAACAUGUCUCUAUUCCUUUACUUUUGUAAUUAUGUUGUGCCUUAGUUUUAUCAACUUUAAUUUGUCCCAGAAAUCUAUUUAUGGACAAUUGCAUGCAUCGCAUGGUUGAGUGAACA
This is a messenger RNA of Solanum pennellii, 1722 nucleotides long. RefSeq names its product glutamate-rich WD repeat-containing protein 1-like. Lineage: Eukaryota; Viridiplantae; Streptophyta; Magnoliopsida; Solanales; Solanaceae. The coding region runs from base 128 to 1531 and encodes 467 amino acids. The record is from RefSeq and is a predicted model, not a curated record. The transcript has 12 exons. Gene Ontology annotation, molecular function: protein binding.